AUGGAUGGUUAUUCAAGUUAUCAUACGAAGGCGUACUGGUAUAAUCGAAUGCCAAGCAGGCCGAUGGAGCGCUUUCUAACACGGCGUUCGAUAUCUAUUGUUACGGGCAGUUUGGCAUUCAUUGUUAUGUAUUGGUACAUAAGACGACAACGAAGGUUGAAAUGGUCUGUAAGUGAAAACAUAAAUAGAAAAGUGAGUGCAAAGUCAUGCAGUCAGAAGAAUUUUGACGAUCUGAAAGAGAGCAAAUCAAGUUCAAAGAAAAAUGUAGCGUUAGUAGUGAAGUUGAAUGACGAUGUGAUGUCGGGCGAUAACGCUGGAGAUGCUGGGAUGGAUGAUAACCAGUUUGAAAGGCAGCUCAAUGAUGACCUGUUAAUUGCCGAGUUGGAUAAUGAUGUGAUACAUGCAAAUGAUAUUCCUGUUUUAGAAGUCUCAACUAAUAGUUUAUCAGAAUCAGAGAAAACUCCAGUUGAUAGCUUACCUUGUGCAAAUAAGGUUUUGGUGGCUAAUGAAGAAGAAACUGUGGAAUAUUCCUCGAUUUGGAUGGAAUCUAAAGCUAAAGUAGGAAAUAUUUGUAUUACGAGAAAUGCAGCCGACAGACAAAAUGCUGAUCCGAACAUUGUUGAAUACAGGCCUUUAAACACAUCGAGUAGUUUUUGUGACUGUUGCUUCUGCCCUGAGAGGGCUUACGGUUAUCACUUUCGGAUUCUGUCACGUCGCGUUUCCGGUUUCAUUUCCGGAAAUUUACCGAGGCAUCCUUAUUCCUUUGCUUUUGAAUUGUUGCUCUUUUCACAGACGAAAGAACUAUUGAAGUCGCUGCGCGUUUGUGCUGUUGCCUUCCCAACGUACGGAAUGGAUCAGGUGGUUAUCACAGCCACAUCAACUACCUCGCUUAGUACAAGAUUUCAAAGUGGUAACAUCUACCACUACCCAAAUACCGUUUAUCCACCACUUAGGUCCUCUUACUUGGAUUCCGAGAAAUCAUGGCUAUCGAAUCUCCAUAUGGAUUGUUUCAUCUCACCGCCAGCUGCUGUUAGCUCGGCGGCACCUGCAACAACGGCACAGAUUUCACCGUCACCGCUUAUUCCAACAUCAUUAUUCCAUCCUCUCCAAAAUAUUCCUUUUAGUCUGUCCAUGAUGAUGCAGCACCCACCCACCACAGUAUCCAGUGUUAGCAACUGUACAUCCAAGACCUUAUCUGGUUCCGGACGGUCCAGUGCAUCGUUAAAUGCUGACGUUGUCCCAUCUUCCACCUGGGGAUCGCAAGAUAGUGGACGAGCAACAGGAGGUUUGGCUUCGUCAUUAAGUCCGGCUGAUGAUGCAGCACCACGAGAAAGCCCCGAAGUGCGGUCUGUUUAUGAGUUUGAGAUACCUAAUACAUUGGUUGGAUUAAUCAUUGGUAUCAAGGGUAAAACUAUAAAGGAAUUGUGUCUCCGUACAGAAGUGAAAAUGAUUAUCAGACCCCACCAUACACCAUCAAAGUUAGAAACGCACCAAAUUUGUGCUGUGGAAGGAUCACGUGAAAAUAUCAACAAAUGUCUGCGAAUGAUGCGACGACGUUUUCCUGCUGCUCGAUUUCCGGAAUUAAAUUUAAGGCCUGUGCUGCCACCAGCAUUUCCGGACCCACCAACAACACUUUACGGCACAAGACCAGUACAGUUGACAUUGCCGGAGGGCGAACGUUGUCGAGUAAUUUGUUCAGCUACCAUUGAUGUUGGCCAUUUCUUUCUUCAACAGCCGCAACAUCCGACAUUUAACGCGCUGCAACGGCUAGAUUAUUAUAUGCUUGGUGUCUAUAUGCAACCAGCGGGCGUACCAGAUUUACCGAAACCAGUAGACGUCGAUAAAUUAUGUGUUGCACCAGCUUUCGAUGGUUGGUAUCGUGCAGUAACACUUGACUAUUACCCUGAAGAAGAUGAAGUUAUGGUAAGAUAUGUAGAUUAUGGCGGUUAUGGUCGUAUCCCGAGAAGCGAUUUACGACAAAUAAGAACUGAUUUUAUGACGCUACCGUUUCAAGCUACUGAGUGUUAUUUGGCACAUAUUAUGCCCGUGGAUGGGACGACAAAAUGGUCCGAUGAAGCACUGAAGCUGUUCCAAACACUGACGCAGGGUCGCAUGCUGGAAUGUUAUGUUGUCGGGUAUCAUAUUGAAGACUCAAGACCUUUUGUCGAGAUAUUCGCAACCGAUGAAAAUAAUAGGGUAGAUCGAAUUGAUAGUGCUCUGUUAGAUGCAAAUCUUGCAAAGGCGUGGGAUCCGUCGAAGGUUAGACCAGUACUUCCAAGGCCAGUACCACCAUUAUCAAAUACACGUUUGCUUGGUCGUACUGGAAAUGAAGUUUUUGUUGCAGAAUGA
Messenger RNA from Brugia malayi, 2349 nucleotides. RefSeq names its product KH domain containing protein (gene Bma-akap-1). The coding region runs from base 1 to 2349 and encodes 782 amino acids. The record is from RefSeq and is a predicted model, not a curated record. The transcript is spliced from 14 exons. NCBI's taxonomy places the organism in Eukaryota, Metazoa, Nematoda, Chromadorea, Rhabditida, Onchocercidae. Gene Ontology annotation, molecular function: RNA binding.